This is a messenger RNA of Nymphaea colorata (pocket water lily), 2425 nucleotides long. RefSeq lists its product as uncharacterized. The record is from RefSeq and is a predicted model, not a curated record. NCBI's taxonomy places the organism in Eukaryota, Viridiplantae, Streptophyta, Magnoliopsida, Nymphaeales, Nymphaeaceae. The transcript is spliced from 7 exons. Gene Ontology annotation, molecular function: sequence-specific DNA binding. Gene Ontology annotation, biological process: snRNA transcription by RNA polymerase II; snRNA transcription by RNA polymerase III. The coding region runs from base 1540 to 2361 and encodes 273 amino acids. Gene Ontology annotation, cellular component: snRNA-activating protein complex.
UGUUCCUCCGGCGGUAGAAUUUUUUUUCCUGCAGCUUUCUCUGGUUCUUCAAAUCCUAUCUUACAGUCCCUUUCUUUGUUUUAUUAGUCUAUUAUGCGCGUAGUUUUUACGUCUUUUCGUUUUCUUUUUGUUCGUUUUUUUCAUUACAUGUUAGUUUAUAACGAUGCAUCUUAGUUUGGUCUCUGCCGUCUGAAUAAGUGAAUGUUCCAUUGACUGUUUUUAUUUGUUUUCUGUUUCUAUUUUUUUGGUUUCUGGCGUCAUGACUGAGCCAGACAGCCACUCAAGGCUUAUGAGUGCUGCUAAGCCUGGAAUAAUGCUAUUUUUCUGUUCUAAGUGUUAUGUUUUAAUUUUUUAACAUUAAAAUGAUUAAAUCAGUGACUUUUUUUGCUGCAGCCUGCACUGAUUUUUACUGUUCUACAGUUUGACUUGUUUAGCAUGUUCUGUUUAGCAUUUCCUCUUUAACCACGUUGUGACUGUGUGUAAUGGGAAAUGGGUGGGCAGUGAGUAGAAGGGCUGAAGGGCUGGGGAGGAAGAAGGUUGGCGUUCACGGCAUCCAUUGUAUCUAAGAAGUCUAACGUUCUUUGGCGUAGAAUGUUGACAUUUUUUUCUGAAGGGUUGACUAUAAUUUAUAUAGAAUUUUUUAGGCCCAUCAAACAACCAAAAAAUGUAUUUGGAUAAAUUUUCUAUGCCCGUCAAACACUAGCUCAUUUUGGAAUGAAGGAAAAAGUCUCUUCCACCCUAUUUCAGGAAUUUUUUCCUGGAUAAAAUUCGUAAGAAUUUUUUUCUAUGACCAUCAAAUGCCCCGUUUAAAGAAAUUGGUCUGAUCAGGACAAACCUUUUUUUUUUAAUUAGAGAAUGCAGGGCAAAAAGGUUAAAAUUUGACCUUAAUUGGUACAUUCAGUGCUGUACUUUUAAAGUAGAGUUCCACUAUCUCUUUACUGUUACACGCUUAUUAAGAUAGCUUGAUUGAAUCAAUAUUGUUGUUCAUUCUCUAUCUCCAAGAGACUCAAUUUGUGAUUCCACUUUAUAUGUUAUGUGUUCGAGUUAUUGUUGGUUUCUCAUUUCAAUUUGUGUUCCAUCAUCAUGCAAUAUUACACCCACAUGAGAUCAUCUUUGAUAUUUCUUGUCUUCAGUGAGAAUGUACACUAGAACCUAAAGGGUGUUUAGUUUUUCUAGUUGUGUGAUCAACAGUUUGAUCUCCGUGUAAUGUGUACAUUCUCGAAUGGCAUUAACCAAUUUAGUGAAUCAUCGGUGCAUUGUUUUUGCUUAAAAUGAAAUAGGUGGUUGCUCCAUUGUGAAUUGUGAAUGGGUUCUUUUAGCUUGCUAUUUUUUAUAAGUAGUUGUGUGAAUUUAUUGGAAAAGGAGCUCAUGCUUUUGAUGGCUUAUGUGUUUAUUUGCAAACACAAGGUGAUUGAUCGAAGCCUGGAGCCCUUCGAUUUUCUUCUUUGGAUGUAGUUUGGCAUGACAAUAAUAUUUGUUACAUGAAAAUUUACUUAUUAUGGUGUAGUUACUUGAUCUAGGUGAAGUUGAAAGCUUGCAAUGGACCUUUCUCCUUUCAAGAAAGAUGUCGAUGAGCUUUUGGAAGAGUUCUCUGGGCAAAAUGCUACUACUUUGGACGAACUGAAGAAGAUCUGGCGGUCACACAAGUUUUCUUUUAUUUAUGAGGCCAAGCCUUUUGCUACUGAUUCAGCGUUUCUUAUGCAAGCUUUAUAUGCCCAUGCAACUUCUCAUAUGGUAUUUGGAGAUUCUCUAUCUCAAAGAUUGGGGGCAAUAUAUUGUCUCUACUGUCUUUAUGAGACGCAGCCAUUCAAACCGGCUUUCAAGAUAUAUCUUUCACUAGGUGAGCUAAAGAAGCUUAGGGUGCUUGUCCAGGAUGCAGAAAGAAAUGGUGUUGCAGACGUGCCUGCUCUUGUCAGGAGGAUGCUCUCAAAGAACAUGUUCCUGUUUGGGUUUGUGGAUAACAAUGAAGAUUCUAUGUCAGAGAGGAUUGCUGAACUUACGGAACUGCAAAAUGUGCAAAUGCGAGUCGCAUAUGACAAAUUGUUUUCAAAAACCCAGUUUAAGGAGUACGUGCACAUGGAUAUGGCUGCAGCACUGGACCUAGAGGAACUGAAGAAAAUCUCAAAACAAUAUGCUAGGGAAAAGGAGAUAGCUAUUGAUGCUGCUGGGAAGACCCUGCCCGUUGAAGACAUAAAGCAUAUAGGAGACGCCAAUCUGGUAGGAGAUGAAGUGGAGAAGAUUGCAGGCUUCUGGGAGAUGCAAAAACAGCAACUUUAUCAAAAAACUGGCAUAGAAGUGCCAACAAAAGAUGCAGAAAACAAUGAAUUCGGCAUGGAGUUGGAAAACCUUUUGGCAGACUGAACCUAUCAUGUAAUUUGUUACAUGUCUCUCUAUUAAAGCAAUGGUUACGUCUCUAUUCACCUAA